Molecule: messenger RNA, 2073 nt
Organism: Arabidopsis lyrata subsp. lyrata
Lineage: Eukaryota; Viridiplantae; Streptophyta; Magnoliopsida; Brassicales; Brassicaceae
Product: probable indole-3-pyruvate monooxygenase YUCCA3
Exons: 3
Coding region: 482-1795 (437 amino acids)
Molecular function (GO): N,N-dimethylaniline monooxygenase activity; NADP binding; flavin adenine dinucleotide binding
Source: RefSeq, a predicted model, not a curated record
GAUUUAAAACAUUUUGGUAGUUCUUUUACUAAUUAAUAGAGUCAAUCUUCAUCUUGUAUACGUCGUUGAUAUUUGCCAUGCAAAGAAAAGGAGAUGCAAAAUAUUGAACCACUUUUCUUGUGACUAAUUAUUGUAUUUGUUGGACGAGGAUUAAUUUAUUACCAAUAAGUAAGGACCAUAUGAAAAAAUAAAAAAUAAACAAAAAUAAUGGUGGCUGCAAACUUAUCAUUCGAGAUAUAAAUAACAUUCAUAAGCAAUAUUAUUAUAUUUACUAAUUUUACAAAUACCAAUUUGCUUCAAGUCUUCUUCUCUAUUUAUACAUCUUCUUCUCCAAUCCAACAAAACACACACAUACACUUACAUCUCCAUCCUCUUGUCCUAAAAAGCUUCCCAAAUCUUUUUUUUUUCUUCUUCUACAAUCUCAAAAUUUCUUCUGUUUUCUCCUCACAACCAGACAAGCAAACUCUAAACUCUGUGGAAGAUGUAUGGAAAUAAUAACAAGAAGUCUAUCAACAUCUCGAGUAUGUUUCAAAACCUCAUCCCCGACGGCAGCGACAUUUUCUCCCGGCGUUGCAUCUGGGUCAACGGACCGGUCAUCGUUGGAGCUGGCCCAUCAGGUCUAGCCGUUGCUGCGGGAUUGAAACGUGAAGGAGUACCGUUCAUAAUCCUCGAGCGAGCUAACUGCAUUGCUUCAUUAUGGCAAAACAGAACCUACGAUCGUCUCAAACUCCAUCUCCCUAAACAGUUUUGCCAAUUACCCAAUUAUCCUUUCCCGGACGAGUUCCCUGAGUACCCUACCAAGUUUCAGUUUAUUCAGUACCUUGAGUCCUACGCAGCCAACUUUGACAUCAACCCUAAGUUCAACGAGACAGUCCAGUCCGCAAAAUACGACGAGACGUUCGGGCUGUGGCGGGUUAAGACCAUUUCGAAGAUGGGUCAGCUCGGUUCUUGCGAGUUUGAGUAUAUCUGCAGGUGGAUUGUGGUGGCCACGGGAGAGAAUGCUGAGAAAGUUGUGCCGGAUUUUGAAGGUCUAGAGGAUUUUGGCGGCGAUGUUCUCCAUGCUGGUGACUAUAAAUCUGGUGGAAGGUACCAAGGGAAAAAGGUUUUGGUGGUGGGAUGUGGAAACUCCGGUAUGGAAGUCUCUCUCGAUCUCUACAAUCACGGAGCAAACCCAUCAAUGGUCGUUCGUAGCGCUGUGCAUGUUUUACCAAGAGAGAUUUUUGGGAAAUCAACGUUUGAAUUAGGAGUUACGAUGAUGAAGUAUAUGCCAGUUUGGCUCGCGGACAAGACCAUACUCUUUCUAGCGAGGAUGAUUUUAGGGAAUACCGAUAAAUACGGUCUAAAAAGGCCGAAAAUUGGACCGUUAGAGCUAAAGAACAAGGAAGGGAAAACUCCAGUACUUGACAUCGGAGCGUUACCCAAAAUCAGAUCGGGAAAGAUCAAAAUCGUCCCCGGAAUCAUAAAGUUCGGUGAAGGAAAAGUUGAACUAGUGGAUGGCCGUGUUCUUGAGAUUGAUUCCGUUAUUCUAGCUACCGGAUACAGAAGCAACGUCCCUUCAUGGCUUAAGGACAAUGACUUCUUCUCCGAUGAUGGGAUACCGAAAAACCCGUUUCCAAACGGAUGGAAAGGAGAGGCGGGAUUGUAUGCGGUAGGGUUCACGAGAAAAGGAUUGUUUGGUGCGUCGCUUGAUGCUAUGAGUGUGGCUCAUGAUAUUGCUAAUAGGUGGAAAGAAGAGUCUAAGCAACAGAAGAAAACUGCUGCUGCUCGUCAUCGUCGAUGUAUUUCACAUUUCUAACUAUCAAAAUCAAAUUUAGGGGGAAAAUAUAUAUUUAAAAAAAGAUAAUUAAGCCCUCUCCUCAGAAGAAAAAUACCCCAAAAAAUAAGAGAAUUGUGAAAAGAAAAUAAAAUUAGGGGGAUUUUUCUUUGUUUUUUAGGAAGAUGUGGCUUUUUUAUGUAAUUUUUAUUGUAAGAGUGCUUUUUUUUGUUCUUGUAUUUUUUUUUCUAUCUUCAUUUUAGAUUUUGAACUCUUGUAAGAAGUUUUGCUUAAUCUAAUAUGACAAAUAUUUUACGAUU